AUGGCUUCUUCUAGUGGAGACCUAUCCGCCCUUUUCAAGGACGGAAAUCAUGUGAUCUUGCAGCCUGCGACGUCACGUGUCACGACCACGCCAGAGGUCGCCCAGCGCGUCCGAUCGUUUCUCUGGGGGGUCUUCUGGGUCGACGUUAGCACGCCGUCUUUGGCGGAGAACGGAUUUCUCGACAUCGCCCACCGACUUCAGAUCUCUGCAUCGACGUGGGAGUAUGGGUGUCAUGGGCUCGCCAACAUUUCGCGACCGUGGAUAUUGGUGCUGGAUAAUGCGGAUGACCCCAACGUCGAUUACCAGGCCCACUUCCCACCCGGCUCGUCUGGCGUGCUGGUGCUGACAUCGCGCAAUGCGGAAUGCAAGCAGUAUGCCACCGCCGAUUUCGUGGCUUUGGAAGGGCUCUCACCAAAUGAGGCGACACAACUCUUAUUGAAAGCAGCCGAUGUUGCUAGCGACCAACGUCCUCUGCUGGAAGACGAUGCGCGAGGGGUGGCGACCUUACUCCAAUCACAUCCUCUCGCCCUGAUCCAGGCCGGAGUGUACGUAGGGCGAGGGCACUGCACUUUAGAGGAGUACCCUAAAGUGUAUGAGCGUCAACGGAAGCGACUGCUCAAGUUCCGGCCGUCGCAAGCCCAAUCGCGGUAUCGGGACGUGUACGCGACGUUUGAAGCGUCGGUGGAGAUCUUACAAGCGAGCCAGACACAGUCGUCGCGAGAUGCACUGGAGUUGCUGCCCCUCCUGGCCAUGUGUGGGCCGAGUCAAUUACCGUUAUUCGUCUUUGAAGCGGCAUGGAACGGAGCGCAAAAGAUACCAAAGGAUGAAUCUGCAAACGAGGUCGAUCAUCGACUGACAGCAUGGCACAUGUCUCGUCUACCCUCACUUAUGCAAGCCAGUGAAGAUGCGUGGGAUUCGUUUCGGCUCGGGGAGGCUGUCAAUUCCCUAAGAGCUUUCGCGCUGGUGUCGACCACCGUGGACAAUGGAUAUAUGCGUGGAUCCAUGCAUCCCUUGGUGCAUGCGUGGGCGCGGGACCGUCAAGAUGAGCGGCAACAGCACGAGUCCUGGAUCGCCAUGGGGUGUGUCGUGGCGGCGUCGCGUAGUGAGCGCGAGAUGUGGCGAGUGCACGGGCGGCACCUAAAGCCUCAACUUCAAGCGUGCACUUAUCACCAAGGCACCGCAACGCUGCACCUGUAUACUCACCAUCUGACCGCGCCCAAGGCCCCUGGAGAACCUCCCGAGUAUCUACUCAAAUAG
This is a messenger RNA of Exophiala oligosperma, 1257 nucleotides long. RefSeq lists its product as uncharacterized. Lineage: Eukaryota; Fungi; Ascomycota; Eurotiomycetes; Chaetothyriales; Herpotrichiellaceae. The record is from RefSeq and is a predicted model, not a curated record. The transcript has 3 exons. The coding region runs from base 1 to 1257 and encodes 418 amino acids.